ACCUCACAGUGCCUACAAUUCGGCAGCCCUAUAAAUAAAUGUAAAUGUGAUAGUUCACUCUGCGAAUGACACAGUCGGACAACAACGAACCCUUACGACGCGUACCCAAGCUCAAUAACCACCGUUUGCACUCAAGAUGGCUAAACCCACCACUGUCCCCGGAGACCUGAAAGACCGCAUGAAGAAUUGCUACGACGCCAUAGCGCACACCUACAACGCCAAGCUCGGAAAUGUCCUCGACAACAUCCGCCUCAACUACGUCAACCGCCUGCUCAGCCUCCUAAAAGAGACAGGCCGCGCAGAUGCCACACUCCUCGAGCUCGGCUGCGGCGCUGGCGUUCCCAGCACAAAGACCUUUCUCGACAACCCCACACCCUCCAUUCACGUCACCGCCAACGACCUGUCCACCGUGCAGCUCGACCUCGCACGCCAGCACCUCGCUGACCAUGUAGAAAGCGGGAAAGUCACGCUCAUUCCGGGCGACAUGCUCGCACUGGACUUCCCGCCCCGUUCGUUCGACGCGGUCACGGGGUUCUAUUCUAUCAUCCACCUCCCGCGUGACGAACAGGUUCUGCUCAUGCAGAAAAUCGUGGGCUGGUUGAAGCCUGGUGGGUACUUUCUUGCGAAUUUUGCGGACGAGGAGCAGGAGAGCCAUGUCAUGGAGAAGUGGCUGGGGGAGGAGAAGGGGUGGACGUUUUGGAGUGGGUGGGGGGCGGAGGGGAGCGCGAAAAUGGUGGCGGACGCAGGUUUGGAGGUGUUGGUAAGGGAGACGAGGGAGAGCAAUGUUGAUGCUACGUUUUUGUGGGUUGUGGCGAGGAAGAGUGUUUGAAUGACUGGAUGGUGGUAUAUGCGAAGGGAUAUAAAUUGACAAACUUGUCCUGGAUUCGGUAC
This is a messenger RNA of Paraphaeosphaeria sporulosa, 891 nucleotides long. RefSeq names its product methyltransferase domain-containing protein. The coding region runs from base 137 to 829 and encodes 230 amino acids. The record is from RefSeq and is a predicted model, not a curated record. Lineage: Eukaryota; Fungi; Ascomycota; Dothideomycetes; Pleosporales; Didymosphaeriaceae. The transcript has a single exon.